GGACGAGUUAGGGUGUUGCUGCUGCUCCCGAGGCCCUGGCCAAUGGAACCCGAUCCACCCCGCUGUGCGUAAGCGCGCAAUUAAGGAUUUAACCAAGGCUGUGCUGCGCCUCAGCCAUCAGUCAGCCCGCCGGAGACAGAGCCUCCACGACUCCCAGCCUCCUCCUCGCCGCCGCCGCCGCCGCCGCCUCCUCCUUCUCUCCUCCUCCUCCUCUUCCUCCUCCUCCCUCGCUCCCACAGCCAUGUCUGCUUAGACCAGAACAGCCCCACAGCCAACUCGGGCAGCAGCCGCCGCCACAGCAGCAAGGACAGCCGCCGCCGGUGAGCGAUGACAGGAGUGUUUGACAGAAGGGUCCCCAGCAUCCGAUCCGGCGACUUCCAAGCUCCGUUCCAGACGUCCGCAGCCAUGCACCAUCCGUCUCAGGAAUCGCCAACUUUGCCCGAGUCGUCGGCCACCGAUUCCGACUACUACAGUCCCACGGGGGGAGCCCCACACGGCUACUGCUCUCCUACCUCGGCUUCCUAUGGCAAAGCGCUCAACCCCUACCAGUACCAGUACCAUGGCGUAAAUGGCUCGGCCGGCAGCUACCCCGCCAAAGCUUACGCCGACUACAGCUACGCCAGCCCCUACCACCAGUACGGCGGCGCCUACAACCGCGUCCCGAGCGCCGCCAGCCAGCCAGAGAAAGAAGUGGCCGAGCCCGAGGUGAGGAUGGUGAAUGGCAAACCAAAGAAAGUUCGUAAACCCAGGACUAUUUAUUCCAGCUUUCAGCUGGCCGCGUUGCAGAGAAGGUUUCAGAAGACUCAGUACCUCGCCCUGCCCGAACGCGCCGAACUAGCCGCCUCGCUGGGACUGACGCAAACACAGGUGAAAAUCUGGUUUCAGAACAAAAGAUCCAAGAUCAAGAAGAUCAUGAAAAACGGGGAGAUGCCCCCGGAGCACAGUCCCAGCUCCAGCGACCCUAUGGCGUGUAACUCGCCGCAGUCUCCGGCGGUGUGGGAGCCCCAGGGCUCGUCCCGCUCGCUCAGCCACCACCCUCAUGCCCACCCUCCGACCUCCAACCAGUCCCCCGCGUCCAGCUACCUGGAGAACUCGGCUUCCUGGUACCCGAGCGCAGCCAGCUCAAUCAAUUCCCACCUGCCGCCGCCCGGCUCCUUACAGCACCCGCUGGCGCUGGCCUCCGGGACACUCUAUUAGACAGGCGGCUUUCUCUUGCUCUCUUUUUUGGGACUGCUGUGUUUUGCUGUUCUAGAAAAUCAUAAAGAAAGGAAUUCAUUUGGGGAAGUUUGGAAAACGGAAACAAAAAAGAUUCAUGUGUAAAGCUUUUUUUUGCAUGUAAGUUAUUGCAUUUCAGAGGACCCUCGUUCCCCCUUUUUUUACAGACGAACUUUUUUUGCGCAACUGUGGACACUAUCAAUGGUGCCUUGAAAUCUAUGACCUCAACUUUUCAAAAGACUUUUUUUCAAUGUUAUUUUAACCAUGUAAAUAAGUGUAGAUAGAGGAAUUAAACUGUAUAUUCUGGAUAAAUAAAAUUAUUUCGACCAUGAAAGCCAAAUGUUUCUU
Molecule: messenger RNA, 1563 nt
Organism: Mustela erminea (ermine)
Lineage: Eukaryota; Metazoa; Chordata; Mammalia; Carnivora; Mustelidae
Gene: DLX5
Product: distal-less homeobox 5
Exons: 3
Coding region: 328-1197 (289 amino acids)
Biological process (GO): regulation of transcription by RNA polymerase II; anatomical structure formation involved in morphogenesis; embryo development
Molecular function (GO): DNA-binding transcription factor activity, RNA polymerase II-specific; RNA polymerase II cis-regulatory region sequence-specific DNA binding
Source: RefSeq, a predicted model, not a curated record